Molecule: messenger RNA, 2571 nt
Organism: Hyposmocoma kahamanoa
Lineage: Eukaryota; Metazoa; Arthropoda; Insecta; Lepidoptera; Cosmopterigidae
Gene: Rab21
Product: ras-related protein Rab-21
Exons: 4
Coding region: 191-838 (215 amino acids)
Biological process (GO): Rab protein signal transduction
Molecular function (GO): GTPase activity; GTP binding
Source: RefSeq, a predicted model, not a curated record
UUUUAGGACUUUUAAGAUAAUAACAAAUAUUGCUUUGUUCAAAAAUAAUAAUUGCGCUGUAAAUACUGUAUCAAAGCGGUCCUAUAAGCGUUAUGUGAAUCCAACAUCAGCUGUUUUAUGUUUUGACUCCACGCAUCAAAGAAAUAGGCAAAUCAUAUUUUCUACGCAUUCAUAGUGGUGCUUCGUAAAUAUGACAAAUAUGAGUGCUGCUGCUGCGGGCCCCAACGCUACAUACAAUUUCAAAGUUGUCCUGUUGGGCGAGGGGUGUGUCGGAAAAACUUCUUUGUUACUGCGUUAUAUUGAAGAUAAAUUCAACGACAAGCAUCUGACCACAUUACAGGCAACAUUCCUAAACAAGAAAAUAAACAUAAAUGGCAAGCGUAUCAAUCUGGCAAUAUGGGAUACAGCUGGCCAGGAAAAGUUUCAUGCUCUUGGGCCCAUAUACUACAGAAACUCGAAUGGGGCUAUUCUGGUGUAUGACAUCACUGAUGAAGAUUCCUUUGGAAAGGUAAAAAAUUGGGUAAAAGAGCUAAGAAAAAUGUUGGGAUCAGAAAUAGUGCUUAUUAUUGCUGGAAAUAAGAUUGACUUGGAACAUGAACGGACAGUACCACUUGAAGAAGCAGAGAGUUAUGCUAACAUGGUUGGAGCAAAACACUUCUAUACAUCGGCUAAACUAAAUCAAGGAGUGGAAGAGCUAUUCUUAGAGUUGACCCAAGAAAUGGUUGAACGGUUUGAACAAAACUCUCAAACUGAUUUAAAUAGAACACAGAGAGUACUAGUUGUCGACGAUGAGGCUCCUGUACAGUCCUCAUGCUGUACAGGCUCGAAGACCAACUAAAAUGUAUGGAUAAAUGCAUUGCAUUGUGAUGGCUGUACAGUAAAUGUAGUUAGAUAUAUUGCUUAAACUGACCUUGUAGAAAGUUACAACUGAUUAGUUUACUUCAAAUUUUGAAAUAAAAUCCUUUUCUUGUCUUAAAUAAGUUUGUGAGUUUUAUAAGUUACAUAAAGCUGUGUGGUCAACUUGAGAUACUUAAAUUAUAUUAUAUACCAAUAUACAUACUUAAUGAAAUAAUGAUAAAUAAUAACCAGCAAAGUUAUUUCUGAAUUAGAUUACAACUAUUAUUAAAAGUGGUUAAGUAAAAUGUUAAUAUUAUGCUAUUAGCGAAGUUCUUCAUAUAACACCAAUUGCCUAUGUAAAUAACGUACUUGUCAUAUGCUUAAAAUGUAUUCAUAUGUGUUAGCGCUUUGAUAUCAUUUUCUAUGAUGUUCAGCCAAAGAUAUAAAGGUUACGCUCAAGGAUGCAAAAAUGAAAUCUUGUCUACUUAUAGGUUGCCUUAUAUGAGCUUUACCUAAGUUUUAUGCAGGGUAGUGGUAAUUUUUAUGCUCAUUUAAAAAAUAAUUUGGAUAUUUGUAUUGAUGAACAUGUAAAUACAUAAUAUUUUAUAUUAUAUAAUAUCCAAAUCAUGACAACUGGAGUGUUCUCCAGGGUAUGAGAAACGCGAAUAUCUGUUGUUAUAUCGACAGCAUAACAUGUAAGGUAAAGGCAUAUUUCAAUGAGUUACUUGAAGACGUGCACAGGUGGUUUGUUUGAUAAAGUAGUUUCUUACACAUGACCAGUCUAAUAAGCAAGCGAUCAUAGCCUAGACACUUGCCUCCUAUAUACAGGGAAGGGUUUACUCCCAUCGGGAAGUCUGCUACUUAGGAAUCUUCGAAUCCAAUGAAUUUAGGUUUGUUGGUUAUCUCUCGCUUGAACGAUGAAAGGAUACACCAUGAUACAUCGUGAAGAAAUCUGCAUCUUCAAAUAUAGACAAUGCUUGAUUAUAAUGACAAAAUAUCAUAUUGAAGUUCUUCCGCAAUAUUGAUGUUAAUUGGUUUCAAAGUUGUUUGGUUAUGUGCUGAUGAACACAUGACCAAACAACUUAAUUCAUCAAUCAACUUAUUUCAAAUAUAAUGUUAUGGGACAUGCUACAAAUUCAAAUGUAUGUUAUAUUUUAUAUAAUAAAUAAAUGGAUAGGCUCAACAUGUGACUACUUAUUAUAAAUAAUCCAAUAAACAAUUUUAGUCUUGUGUAUGUAAGGUUUCUUAAUACAUAUGUGACUGACAUACUAAUUAGUCACCUGCACUCUUAUUUAGUUAGGCAGAGUGCUAAAAAAUAGAAUAUAAUAUUAGACAUAAAUUCAGCUAUUGUUUAUAAUUGUAAUCAAUUGUUUUCAUGUAAGUUGGCCUUGUGCAUAUUCAAGAUUUGUAGCUUCACUCAUUAUUAUUAUUUUUUAUUGACCAUUGGCUAUAGAACCGUCAGCUAAAAAGGUAACAAAUUAUUAGAUACUCCUAAAAAUAAAUUCAUGUCAAAAAUGUAACUCUUGAAAAUGUACUGUAGUUUCAGUCAGUUUAUUUGUUUCCGGUAACAAACUUUUGAAUAGGUGUCACGGUAUGACAUCUAGGGACAACUUCGAACGGAAUUGCAGAUCUGGGGGUCUACUCUCGAUCUCCGUCUGACGUCCCUUCGAAACAAGUAGUGCCAAAUAAGCAAUACUUGACCAAAUGAAAAGACGCGUGAUGCGAAUGAAACUU